This is a messenger RNA of Fusarium mangiferae, 1542 nucleotides long. RefSeq lists its product as uncharacterized. The transcript has 4 exons. Gene Ontology annotation, molecular function: DNA-binding transcription factor activity. NCBI's taxonomy places the organism in Eukaryota, Fungi, Ascomycota, Sordariomycetes, Hypocreales, Nectriaceae. Gene Ontology annotation, biological process: regulation of DNA-templated transcription. The record is from RefSeq and is a predicted model, not a curated record. Bases 1 to 1542 code for a protein of 513 amino acids.
AUGCCUUACUCUUCUUCACCCGACUCUCACACAAUCACCUACCCCUCACAAAACAACAACACCGACAACAUGGUCCGCUCAUCAUCAGCCGAGCCCGCAAAGAGCUCUAAGCGAAAGGGCACACGAAGCGUCUCUACCCUCACACCUUCACAACUCGCGCGCAAGAGAGCCAACGACCGAGAGGCUCAAAGAGCUAUCCGGGCGCGAACCAAGGAGCACAUUGACCGCCUGGAGCGCGAGCUGGAGGACCUCAAGAGCAAGCAAAGCCGUGAUCAGACAGUCCAGGAGCUUCUGCGACGGAACCAGGCGCUCGAGGAGGAGCUUAUGCGACUCAAGGAGAACAUGGGCGUCUCAAUGACCUCUUCGCCUUACUCUGCACCUGUAUACGAUGAUAACCUCAGCACAGGCAGCGGUGCCAUCCCCAGUCCUCGCGGCUCCCCCUUCCCUUCUGGCGACUACAGCCCCAUCCCCGACUAUGGACAGCAAUAUGUCCCCCUCCCUAACAACUGCGAGUCAUGGGCCAGCACAGUCCCCUGCCCCGUCCCCUCCAACGUCUCAAGCCCUUCCUCAUCUGCCGACGACUACAGCGCCGGCUACAUUCCCACAAGCGUGCCUACCUCGCUGAUGCCCUCAAACAACACAAGCUCCUCCAGCAUCAGCGUGGGCCACGCUCACAAGGACGUGAUCAAGAUGGAGUAUGAAGAUGUUGACUCUCACGUGUCUAGACGCCGGAUUCCGCCUCAGCAACCCCUCGCUUCAUCCCGUGUCCCAUACUUACGUGGCUCAACAGCAGCAGCCCGCCUGGAACAUGUAUCCCGUCUACUACCCCCAGGCUCAGUCCUCGGUCCAUUGAAGGGCCAAACUCAACCGGGCUCAUCCUGGCCGGGAUCUGGGCCCGUUCUCACCACUCCGCCGGCCUGUCGCUUCGAUGAGCUCUUAGUCGGCUUCCUCCAGGACUGCCGCCGCAUGAUCACCACAGAGUCUCUAGCUCACACUCUGGGUCCUCCUCAAAUAGACGUGCGCUCACUGUUUCGCGGCCAUGAUAGCCACGGUCAGAUCGCCUGCUCACCUCAUCCCAUCACCGACCUCAUCCGCAGCCUCAUCGACACAGCAGGAAUGGCACGACUGACUGAGCGCAUCGCCAUCUUUGCGCCUCUGCAAACCAUGAUCUGUUGGCUUGCACAGCCUACUCCAGAGAGACGCGCGCGACUAUGCGAAGACUACGUGCCGCGAGAGCGCCAACUGACAACUCCGCACCCUCAAUGGCUCGAUCUGCUCCUCUGGGGCAGUCUGCGCGAGGCCGCCAUCGAGCGGCAGAAUCUCUACGCUACAGACGAGUUUCAAAGGGUCUACUUCGACGCGCUGCGCCUUGUCAAUUGGCCUUAUCAGCCACUAGACGGCCUAGUCACAGAUCCGCAGACGGGCCACGUUGGGCUCACGGAUGCCCUCAUGGCCCAUGCCAUGAACGGUUCCAAUUGGCGUCUGGCUGGGACCUUUGCCCAAAGAUACCCUGAGCUUUGCGGGCUAGUGGCUCUGGAGUAG